Molecule: messenger RNA, 1050 nt
Organism: Lachnellula hyalina
Lineage: Eukaryota; Fungi; Ascomycota; Leotiomycetes; Helotiales; Lachnaceae
Gene: EIF4E2
Product: Eukaryotic translation initiation factor 4E type 2
Exons: 3
Coding region: 1-1050 (349 amino acids)
Biological process (GO): translational initiation
Cellular component (GO): eukaryotic translation initiation factor 4F complex; cytoplasm
Molecular function (GO): translation initiation factor activity; RNA 7-methylguanosine cap binding
Source: RefSeq, a predicted model, not a curated record
AUGGAUAAGGAUAACCUGUGGACCCGCCGCUCGAACACCAGCAAGCUCUCUCUAUCCACAGGUAAUCCUUCUGCCAACGGCGCCCCUCUUUCAAACGAUCAUCCUGUUCGACCCUACACCCUAGGAAGGCGCCAUGGAGAUACCUCUUCCCAUAGUAACAAGAACCCUUUCGGGGCCAUGUCCCCUUCGACGACCUCUAUAGCUUCCCCAACCGCAGGCGCAUCCAGCGCGUUUGGCCUCGGUUCAGGCGCAUUCGCAUCUUUCGGAGCUGCCAAGACCCCGAAGACUCCCGGAAGUGCACUGGACUUUGGAAGUGUAGUCGGAUCUGGAAAAACCCCGACUUUGGAGAAACAGUUCAAAGACCUAGCAUCCAGGCCUUCCAAAUCCUCCCUCACCGAGAGCUCCAAAAACUCAACAACUCCUACACACACUUUGAGGGAUAGCUGGGUAUUCUGGUUUCGGCCACCAAUUUCAAAGUCCAAUGGCUUUGUAGAGUAUGAAAAGACUCUGCAUGCCAUAGCAAGCUUUGAUACGAUUGAAGACUUCUUCAAUGUCUAUCAUCACUUGAAGCGCCCCUCGACUUUACCUCUUGUCUCUGAUUACCACAUUUUCAAGAGAGGCAUUCGGCCAGUUUGGGAGGACGACGAGAACAAGAAGGGUGGUAAGUGGAUUGUAAGACUGAAGAAGGGGGUUGCAGACAGAUACUGGGAGGAUCUGGUUUACGCUAUUAUCGGCGACCAAUUCGCAGAAGCCAGCGAGGAGGUCUGCGGAGCUGUCCUCAGCGUUCGCAAUGGAGAGGAUAUCUUGAGUAUAUGGACCAGUGUAGAUGGCGGGAGGGUUCUCAGAAUCAGAGAGACUAUGAAGCGAAUUCUAGCCUUCCCUCCAGAUACCAAGGUCGAAUGGAAGAGUCAUGAUUCAAGUAUUGCGCAGAGAACAGCAAUCGACGAUGCUCGCAAGGACAAAGCUAAUCAGCAUAGCCAUAACUCUCCCAUUGCCGCGCGCAAUGGUCACAAAGACAACGAUCAUGCCUCUUACGUCGACAAGAAGUAA